ACAAUAGCGAUGUAACGUACAACUGAACUGGCGUCAGACUUUUUUUCUUUUUUUCUUUUAUUUAAUUAUUUUAUGCAGGUCACGCCAAAUAUUUUUGUAACUUUUGCCAUUCUGUUUAUUGGCUGGUGUUUUGCUCAAGCCGGAUGGCAGAUUUCACAGAAACACGGAAAACAAAUUCAAACAAAAUCACGCUAUUCAUUCGACGAACUGUCACAGCGCGGGGUGCCGUUGUCUACAUGCCCGGACUGUUAUACUAUAAACUCCAAGCCUAGAUUGCACGUGCGGUACCGCGGAAGUUAUCAACCCAACCCUGACAUCGUCAUAAUAGAAUCUAUACAUGAUAUGAUUAUUGUGAUUGCUUCCCUUGUUAUAGCCACAUCCUGGGUGACCAUUUUCUCCCUCUUUCUUCAUAGUCGAAUUAAUCAAAACGUGAACCAGGGAUUUAACGCCAUGGUGAUGCCCCAAAUAGACCCGCACCAAACUUUCAUAGACGGCAGACGACAGGGGUGAAAUCACAUUAAAUGCACGUCUUCAUCUACAGGAAUUAAUCAAGUAUAAAAAAAGAUUGUUCACGCUUUAACAUCUUUUUGUUUCGCAAUAAAAAAAAUGAAAAACGA
Molecule: messenger RNA, 617 nt
Organism: Mercenaria mercenaria
Lineage: Eukaryota; Metazoa; Mollusca; Bivalvia; Venerida; Veneridae
Exons: 4
Coding region: 73-510 (145 amino acids)
Source: RefSeq, a predicted model, not a curated record